This is a messenger RNA of Perognathus longimembris pacificus (Pacific pocket mouse), 2733 nucleotides long. RefSeq names its product WD repeat-containing protein 49-like. NCBI's taxonomy places the organism in Eukaryota, Metazoa, Chordata, Mammalia, Rodentia, Heteromyidae. The coding region runs from base 1 to 2733 and encodes 910 amino acids. The transcript is spliced from 24 exons. Gene Ontology annotation, molecular function: protein binding. The record is from RefSeq and is a predicted model, not a curated record.
AUGACACGGAAAAGUGACAGACCCAAUGAUGCUGAUGUAAUUCCCAUUAAGAGCGUGCUCACUGGAAAAAUCUCACACAAGGCACCUGACACACCAUUUUUGGGAUGUGUGAACAUUCUGAUUCUGGCGUCUGUAGGUGAAUUAUUAAGGAAUAAUCACAAGCAAAGGGAUCUGUCUACUUUCAGUGUAGAUGAAACCAGUUUUGCUGAAUAUUUUUUUAAUCUGUGGUUAGUUGGAUCUGUGGAUGCAGAACCUACAGAUGUGAAGGCUUCUGAAGGAUCAUUCUCUGGUGAUGGUGACACAGACCAAAGGGCAGUAGAGGAGAUGGUGACAGGUGUGGUGGUGUCUCUCUCUUCAUCAGUGACUCUCCCUAGCUGGAAGAUAAAGUGGAAUCCACAAAUCAUCCUAGAUUGGAAGCCCUGCUUAAUUGUCCUGGUCCAUUUUGGGAUGGUGCCUCAUACCCCUGAUGACCCCCAUGCUCUAAAGAGUGGAACUUGGAAGAAGAUGCCCAAAGUUGACAACAUGCCAACAAUUACUAUUUGCAAAGCUCUGACCUCUCCCAGUGUAAACUACAUCCGCUGGAAAGUACAUGGAGACUGGGUUACUCAGCUGAACUACUAUGACUCUAUGAAAGCCAUCAUUUCCAGCUCCAACCAUGAGCCUACAGCUCUAGUAAUAGGGUGCACUAUGGGAACAACAAAUGUCAAGCAAAAGAUGAGAGAGAUGAUGCAUGUUGGAAAAGAUGUCAAGACCAGGGAAGGGCCAGCAUCCUCUACUUUGCCUCAAAAACGAGCAGAAUGGGAUCAAACAGUAUUUCAUAUCUAUAAAGGAGUCAAAGUGUUUUCAUUCUGCAAGAUAAAGAACUUGCUGCUGACGGGUGGCUUGGACCGGAUCAUUAGAGUCUGGAAUCCCUAUCUGCCUGGAAAACCAACGGGUAUGCUGAGAAGCCACACGGCGCCCGUGAGCUACAUCCACGUCUCCUCAGAGGAUAGCAAAAUACUCUCUAUGUCCAUCGACAACACUGUUAAGAUCUGGGAUUUGGAGACCCACAGCUGCUUGUUCACAGCCUCCUCCAAAGCCAGUGGUAUUAAAGGGGAGUUCGCAACCUGCCUUUACCUUCCCGGCCCCCGAGCCCUGUGCGUGGCCACGGAUGCUGUGGCACUCCUGCAGCUGAGACUGAGGUCUUCCGCAGAGCCUCACCUGGCGCUUUCUCACCAAGAGCCUGUGGUAUGCUGUGGCUAUAACCCAACCUUCAGGCACGUGGUGAGCUGCUCAGAAGCAUCUGUAGUAAAAGUGUGGGACUUAGACACAGGAACACACUUGUCUGAAUUUAUUGGAGAUCAUGGCAAUGCCGGGGUUACUUGUCUGACCUUUGACUCCAGUGGAAGGAGGCUUGUCACUGGGGGCAGAGACGGCUGUCUGAAAAUCUGGAGCUAUAACAACGGACACUGCCUGCAUACCCUGAAACAUGAUGUGAAACAAAGUGAAGUCUGUGAUUGCACCUACCUGGUGGUAAAUCAAAACAAGUAUGUCAUUGCGGUCGGAUGGGACCGGAGAAUAAAUACGUACUUUGAUGCCCCACACGACUUUCAUCACUUCUGGAAGCCACAGCCUCCCUGGCAGGAUGACCUGAACCAUGGGCACAAGGAAGACAUUCUCUGUGUGGCUCAAUGCCCACCUUUUCUUCUGGCCACCUCCAGUUACGAUGGAGAGAUUAUCAUUUGGAAUGUCAUCUCAGGCCAUAUAUACUGCAAGCUGCACACUCCUAGCCAUGUGGAUGGUCUGGAACACGGAGAAGGUCCAGACCAAAGUAUUUCUUGCCUCACUUUCCUAAAGACUCGGGCAGCCAGAUUAGACUCGGUAGCUGCUUCCCUCAUGGCCAAUGGGCCUGGAGGUUCUGUCACCUUCUGGAGGCUAUUUGGUGAGGCUGGCCUCAUGGCAGACUUCACUCCUUCCAGAGAGAAAACCCAGGUGAGCCGCAUGGCAGUAACAGCAGGAGAUACCUUCGCCUACCUGGCUGACCAUCAAGGCUUUGUGCACAUCUAUGACAUCAAGGACUACAGCCUGCAGGGACCAGAGCUGCAGCCUCCCAAAAAUGUGACCUUCUGGAGAGCCCAUGUCAACACAGUGACUUCUUUGGAGCUGAUUGAGGAAGAAAACAUGUUACUAUCAUCCUCUCUGGACUGCACUGUGUGUCUGUGGAGCAGAGAUGGGGCAUGCAUAGGCACCUUUGGGCAGAGUAGACCCUGGGAUAUUUUAAUGCCUGCCACCUGGAGUCAUCUAAGAAGCCCGGAUGAGAUUUUGACAGAUUCCCAGAGCAUGGCUGCUCACCCUGUGCUGGAAGGAGAUGCUCCUGCUGGGUACAAAGGACAGGAGGGGCAGGACAACAAGAGGGAGACGAAGGUCCAUGAUGAGAUUGAAAAGAUUUGUAACCUUCAUUCUCCAGAAGAUUCCAUUGUUGAUGAUGAGGUGAAAGAAGGCAUGAACAAGCAGCUUGCAUUUUUCCACAGCAGGCUGCAGCCAGCGCUGAACAGGCCUCGCCAGAAAGUGCCAGAUCCCGGGUGGCCCAGCAUUUACCAGAGCCUCCGGUGCCAUGGGAUUGACUGUGUGUCUGCCCUUGGGGAAAAGCCAGAUUUUUCUAUGAUGGGCUCGGAUUUGUUCGAUGUGAACUUCUACCCGCAGGAAGAAGUGGAGCUAUCCAGAAGGAGCACUGAUCCUCUGUCUGAGUGUUGA